Molecule: messenger RNA, 2233 nt
Organism: Beta vulgaris subsp. vulgaris (sugar beet)
Lineage: Eukaryota; Viridiplantae; Streptophyta; Magnoliopsida; Caryophyllales; Amaranthaceae
Product: UDP-glucuronate:xylan alpha-glucuronosyltransferase 2
Exons: 4
Coding region: 240-2090 (616 amino acids)
Biological process (GO): xylan biosynthetic process
Molecular function (GO): glycosyltransferase activity
Source: RefSeq, a predicted model, not a curated record
AAGAGGCUAGGAGACACCUGGAAGUUUGUAAAUGACGGUUCAACAACUAGCCUUAGCUUAUUUCAUAAUUAUUCGUACUCCAAUUUGAUUUCACCGCCUAUUACCUACUACUCCCAUUGGCCAUUGCAUGUCCUCCCUCCUAAUUGUGAUUUGCACCUCCACAUUAAGAGCAAAUAUAAAAACUAUUGGAAGCUGUUAGCAUUCUAAACCAAUUAGGAAGCAAGCCCUUUUUAUACAUUAUGGGAUCCCCAUCUUGCUAUCAUUUGCUUGAAAAGCUUGGGUUACGCAAGAUGAUGAAGACAACGCCAUCCAAGGGUUUUGUGAUCCGAAUCAAUGUUAUCUUGUUUGCUUUUUUUCUCGUUGCAUAUUGCACUCUCUUCCUCCGGCCAUUCCCGUCAGCAUAUCAAGAAAAAGUUGCGACGUCAGUCCUCAUACGGUGCUCCUUACGCGAAUGUCAUCAUAAGGCAGAAGAUGGCGUAAAAAUGAAGGCAGUCUUAGAAGAGCAAGGAGUUGUAAGUCCUACAAAGCAUACUCAAGUAAGAAGAGAAAAGCCAAAAUUCUUAAAAGAGAUGGGAAUAAGAGGAAUGAAAAUUGCCGCUGUAAACAUGGAGGACGAAGAUCUCAGUGAAUGGGAAGUAAAUGGAGAUACAAUUACACGAGUUUCAUUCGAAAAGGUCUCGGAGCUUUUCGAGUGGAAGUACCUCUUCCCAGAGUGGAUCGACGAGGAACAAGAGAACGAAGGCUAUGUAUGUCCUGAAAUUCCAAUGCCUACGUUCGAGGAGCAUGGAAAUCUCGAUAUCGUGGUGGCGAACUUACCUUGUAACUUCCCGGAGAAAGGGUGGGCGAGGGACAUAUUUAGACUACAAAUUCAUCUCAUAGUAGCAAAUAUGGCGGUAAAAAAAGGAAGGAGAGAUUGGUAUGGAAGGACAAAAAUAAUGUUGUUGAGUAAAUGUAGGCCAAUGUUGGAUAUGUUUAGGUGUGAUGAUUUGGUAAGGAGAGAAGGAGAUUGGUGGUAUUAUGAACCAGAUAUGGUGAAACUUCAACAGAAAGUUACCUUGCCUAUGGGUUCAUGCAGGUUGGCUUUGCCCUUGUGGGGACAAGAUUCAGCCAGGAGCAAACUAAGGAAGUCUUGGAUUGGAGACAUGAGCUCGUCCAGAUUUGCGGAUACUCUAUGGAAGGAGUACAGUAAGUCAGGUGCCGAAAAGAGGGCCGACACUCUGAAAAAUGCCCCAACUUCUAAAGCUUUGGCCGAGAAAGCCGCCGCAAAGAAACGGCCGGCCGGCACCAGUGAGGCUCCUCCCUCAAAAAAGGCCAAGGGCUUUACUGCUAAGAAGAGGAAGACCACACGGCCGGUUCCCAAGGUCGUCAUCGAGCUACCGGCCAAGGAGGAGGCCAAAGAAGAGCCGGCUGAAGCCGACUCCCGGGCCCUCGUGGCCUAUACUGGUCCGGCUGAGCAGCCCACACCUUCACAACCUGACGAGGUUGUCAUAUUGGAGGAUGCUGGACAAUCUUCUCAGCCGGACACGGCUGUGGACGGUUCCGCCUUUUCUGGGCCUGUGGCCCAACUCGUAGGCCAGAUGCCGGCUGCGUAUAGGACGGCUUCCCGUUCCUCUGGUGAGUCUUACUAUUCCAACGUAGUUAGAACACUACGGGUUGGCGGGCGUCCGAUGAGUCCGUCCAACAAACAGACCGUGGUUAUUCCCAUCAGGUGUACUGACGAGUCUAACCUUUCAGAUAAAGGGAAGGGUCCAGCUGUUGACGGCUCCCCUAGCCUCUCUGACGAUGAAUCUUCUCCAGCUUUUGGAAAGAUGUCUUCGUCCGAUCGUGAGAAGCUCAAGACGGAGCUGUUUAAGUGCUUUCCCGAACCUUAUAUCAAGGGGUUAAGGGGAGCAUCGUCUGGGCAUGUAGGUUACAUGUCUCAGCUUGCUGCCGAGGUACGUCUUUCUUUUUCUAGACGCUUAUGUUUUAUACUUGACAUUUUUUUUUCUUUUUUCAUCCGUCCUGACAUGCCUUAUCCUUUCAUGUGUUCAGCUUUUUGCUCGCAGCAUGAUAACAGAGGACUGGGCAAAGGAGCUCAGAAAAGAAAAUAAGAAGCUCGUCCACGAUGUGACGGCGGCUGCUGAUCAUGCCCAGUUUGCUAUGGCCCAGCAAGAGGUGCUGCAUCAGCAGACCAAGGUUGCAUUGGAAAAACGGUCUGCCGAGCUAGAGUCUCAGAUCAAAGUCUACCUUCUUC